Molecule: messenger RNA, 555 nt
Organism: Didymodactylos carnosus
Lineage: Eukaryota; Metazoa; Rotifera; Eurotatoria; Philodinida; Philodinidae
Source: the annotation of a GenBank genome assembly
AUGCAACAAGGUUUAAUUCAAGAGCGUGUGACGCAGCAGCAGUUGACAAUUGAGGUGUUGUCGGAUGAAUUAUUUAUUGAAAUUUUUCAAUACGUUCAAGUUGUUGAUCUCUUCCGUGGUUUUUAUAAUCUAAACUCUCGCUUAAAUGCAAUUUUAAUGGACCAGCAUUUAUAUCUUUCUGUUAAUUUAUUUGAAAUGACAUCUACGGAUGCUAAAUUUGCAGAAGAGAAUGAUUUAUUAAAUUUUUUACGUAAGAAAAUUAUCUAUCUUAAAACAGAUGAUUGGUAUUCUCUAAUGCUUACGAAUCGACGACAAUCAUGUUCAUAUUGGAAACGUGCAGAAUUAUUGUCAAAGAAAAAUAUAAAUUCUUAUCCGAGUCUACGUUCACUCACAAUUGUACGUCCUGAUAAUAUGCAUUAUCAACAAUUAAUUGAUUUACCAGAGGAAAUACGUCAACAAAUAAUAUGUUUAAAACUCAAUCGUCAAGCUGAAUCAGGAUUUCCAAUACAGCGAGUGCGAAGAUUUGUAUUUCGUGAUAUGUUUGACAAGAAUUGA